GGCAACAACAAAACCCAAAUCCAGUUCCCUGAUGGGGAUGACAAUGCAAAUCGAUUAACUUCAGUGGGUGACCAAGAAGGAAGAAGACUGAUGGAGGACACAGUGUACAGCACAAGCUCAAUACCUCCUCUUGUUUCUCAGACUGACUCCCCAGACAAGUUGGUGAUUUGGGGCUCUGAACAGCAAUGUAUGGAGCCUCAGCUGAGAGAAUUUGAGGUUUUGGAGUGCCAGGAGAUACAUGCAUUCUUGGGGAACAGGGAUCAGGAUGAGGACGAAGACGAUGGUGGAAGUUUGAGAGAUGGAAAAGACGAGGGUCCCAUGUCAAUAUCCUCCAGCUCAACUGCCAGCUCUGCCUCAACUGGAGCGAGGAGAAAUGACAAUGACAGCAACAAAGUGGAGGGCAGAAUACAGAGGGGCAAAGAGGUGCAGAAAAGGAUUGCCUGUCACAGCACCGAAGAGCUAGACACAUGUGUGACAGGCUCAAUAGAGAGAAAAGACACCAGGUCAGGAAGAGUAGGAAACAGAGAGAGACAAAAGGGAGGUCUGAAGGAGUCCAAGUCAGAGACAAAUGUGUUUGUCUCAAGUCUUUCAGCUGUUGCCCUCAGCGGGAGUCUAUCAAGUGCGCUUGACACUAGCGUAGAAGCCCAUACUUUCAUCUCGAUGUGCAACUCCAAGAGCAACCUUUAUCCCAACACAAACAACACUACCUCAGCCGAGACAAGAAGAAGGGCAGCUCCUGUAGAUGCCAACCAGACCUCCCCUCCAUUGCAUCCUCAGGAGAAGCCUCGCAUUCCUCAGUUCUACAGCCAGGAUCGAAGACAUGAGGAGAAAAGUCUGCAAAGAAAUGAAUCCUCUUCUGAUGUGGGUUUUGGCCAAAGAAGGAAAGCUGGCUUUGAGGAGCGGGUCAUGCCACCACGACGGCAGCAGCUUGUCAGACCCCUCUGUCAGACGGAGACAGGAAGUGCAAAGAAAUCAGCAGAGCCCAAUGACCAACAGGUUGAAACAGGGCCAUCUUUUUUCCCAAAACCCACUCUAGAUUCACACAGUUGUGAAUCUAACAGAAAGUUUACAAAAUCCUCUUUACGUGAACCAUCCGAUUUCUCAUCCCUCUACCACGCAUCCGGAGUCUUACAGCCUAGACAGCCAAACCCCGCAGUCCAGAGGGAGGCUCGUCCUGUAGAGAAACAGCCAGUUACAACUGCAUGGCGGAACUCAAGUCCUGCCAAUCCCUCCUCUCUUGAGAAGAGACCCCAGACUCAGCUUACAUACAGAAGGAAUUGCUCCAGUCCAAACAGGACAGGGGUUGAUUCUAGGUCAUCGACCCCUCCCCACUCCCCUCUCAGGACACCCCAGGGUUCACCACGCAGGCAAUCCUCCAUGUACCUCGUUUCCAGGAAUGUCCCUGGAGUCGUUCGACACAUCCCAGGAUGCAACCCUGCUGUAACAACAUCAGCUCAGGGCUAUGGCAACAGUUGCAUGAGAGCACCAGUCAAAACUAACAUAAGCACAAGUGGAAUCCCAAAAGCGCCUCUUAACAACCAGCAGAGCUCAAGCCCCAAAGAGAGCUCCCCAUCACCUAAACUUAAACCGAAAGGAGUUCGGCCCAAAAUCAUCACUUAUGUCCGAAAGAAUCCUCAGUUUAAGCCUCAAGCUGCUGAUGGACCUUAUCAGGUAUCCUCUCUACCAUCCAGGCUUUCAGCAUACACACAUGGCCAAACAACCACUUCUUUCAAAGACACCACAAGAGACCCUUCCAAGCCUGAAGCAGAAACCAGAGGACCCCCCGUUCUUAGUGCCUCUAAUCUGCUAUAUGACAAGUACCGCCAAGAGAUGCAGACAAGCAUCUUCCCAUCAGGUGUGCUGAGCAGGAGUAUCAGGGCCCCUGGACAUACACACACUGUCCCACCUGCACACACUCACAGCCACACAGCACCUCCAAAAUUGGGCAGCAAGGCAGACUUCUAUGGGGCACCAUCAGAGAUGGGCAGAUCUUCCAGUUUAAAAGGCAGCACUGCUGAGGAUGCACUGCAGGCUCGAACAGCCACUCAUGCCGGAGGAAGCGGCAGUCUCUUGCGCACUGGCCGGGGUCUGCGUCUGGGUCUCGGAGCCGUCAACAGGGCGGCUACAGGGUCAGCCAAGGGCAGAGGACUAGGUCAAGGUCAGAAAUCAAGCCUUGUCAUCAGCCAGCCUAUCCAGCCUGUCAGCCCAGCGCAGAGUCAGAAAAGCCAAGAUAACACAGAUGAUGUUUUUACCCAUGAUGCUCCUGUUCCAGCCACAGCAGCAGCUCAGCCACACCCUUCCACCUCCAGGUCCACGCUUACUAAAACGAGCCAGUCAGGUCUGCGACCCCCGGGCUUCAGCUCCAGCCGCCACCCCGCCGGUCGCUUGGCAGCUUUUGGCUUCGUUAGGAGCUCCAGCGUGUCCUCUGCCACCUCCGCUCACUCGGCCGACAGCACACAGAGCGACCCCUGCAGGACAGCUCACC
Messenger RNA from Labrus bergylta (ballan wrasse), 2485 nucleotides. The record is from RefSeq and is a predicted model, not a curated record. NCBI's taxonomy places the organism in Eukaryota, Metazoa, Chordata, Actinopteri, Labriformes, Labridae.